AUGGAUUCCCUUCUUCAGCAGGUAGCAUCGUCUCUUCCUGAUGCGUUCCAACACGUCUUGGCGUGUUUGAAAGAAGACAAUGCAUUCACUCGUCGUCUUGGGUCUCUCCCCUCGGAUGCAGACUUGUCCCUGACUCUCACUCUGCAACGCAGAUUAACCGAUCCAUUCGAAUCUCUUCCCUGGCUGGCCCUUGAAGCAAUCCUUAUCAAUCUGCAUAAUCUGCCCACGCUACAUCAAUUGUAUCAAGCUUCGCCAGCAGUCGCAAGCUAUCUCCAGAGCUCCCCUGCAUUCUUCGCAAAGAUUGUGGAAGCAAUCAUGACACAUCGGGACCGGAAGCAAGACACAGGACUUGACCGCGAUAUCCAAGUUCAGCUUCGAGCACUGGUAUAUCUAUGGUGGAGUGACGAGACUGCUAGAAUAGGGGUUUCGUCGGAGGGAAACCCAUUACAACAAUCUUAUUUUGAUGUUAUGAUUUGCUGGAUGCACGUGCCUGAACACGUUAUCCCUCUCAUCCCGCCGUUGAUAGGCAAUGUUCCAUUCCCUCAAACAACACCCCCAAGACUUCUUUACCGUCUCCUUGUAGUUGUGAGCGCGAUUCGGGGUGAUGCACAUGCCUUCUUCCAUGGCUGUAUCAAACUUUGCUUGUCUACCAAAAUAGAGCGCCCCAAGAAUCGACAGAGACCUUGGCGAAAGAAUGAACCCAGGCCCCCAGGAGUCCGACUCUACAGCUACCUAGAGGAGGACUGUGCUCCGUCUUGGAUGGAGGAACAGCGCCUGAUGCAAGCUUUCUUGAAACCAUGGCUAUUCGUUGCACUACGACAGGCUGUGUGUGAAAGGCGAACCCUAAGCGACUAUGUCAUUCGCAACAACUUCUUGAGACGUGCAGUGGCAGCGACUCUGCUUGAUCUGAAGAAAGGCGCAUUGGAGAACUUCUGGGGAUCUCGCUUUGGUGGAGGGCCAGUAUAUGAGAACGAGCAAUUCCAGGCAGCACUGGCCUGGAAGGCGCUAGACAAACCACUACACGGAGCAAAGCCAAGAAACUUUCAAACAUGUUGUAAAGACUUGACUCCUUUGAAUUGUGUGCAACUCACCCAGCACGAUCAGAUUCGACGUGUCCAUGCUCCAGGAUGCCUUUGGGCACAAAAAUGCUACGUCCUAUCCCAUUCUGGCAUCUCGCAGGCUGGCAGAAGAGGGGACUUUCGGCAUUUCGGUGUCGGCUUCUUUGAUGAAUACAGAAUGAUUGCAUUGGGGCUCAUGCUUCCACAAAUUGAGCGCUAUACGGACCGCAGGGACAUUGCCUAUCGGUGGUGUUCCCUUCUGCUACCGACACCAGAUGCAAAUGACGAGACCAAUACCGAUGCAACUAAGGCCCGUGGACACAUUCGCCCAGAGGAAUUCACAAAUAUUUACUAA
Molecule: messenger RNA, 1413 nt
Organism: Penicillium paradoxum
Lineage: Eukaryota; Fungi; Ascomycota; Eurotiomycetes; Eurotiales; Aspergillaceae
Exons: 1
Coding region: 1-1413 (470 amino acids)
Source: RefSeq, a predicted model, not a curated record